AUGGCUGUUCAUCAGUGGACACGGCAGGAAAAGUUCAAACGUGGUGUCUGGGCUGUUGCCUUUGCAGCAUGCAUUUUUGCCGGAACCAUCACCGGCGCACAGCUUAAGACGGAUAACGAGAAGAAGGAGGCCAUUCAUGAAUUUCGCGCGACCUCACCCAACGAGCAAAUCGCUGCCUUGCUUUCUCAAAGAAAGUCUUUAGUUUCGCAAAAGGCAGUUUUACAAAGAAAAAUCGAUGCUUUCGACCUUCGUGUCAAAGAACGCGAAGCUGAAAAAGCAAGAAAAGACAGCGACUCAUCAUAG
Fusarium coffeatum is the source of this 303-nucleotide messenger RNA. RefSeq lists its product as uncharacterized. The coding region runs from base 1 to 303 and encodes 100 amino acids. NCBI's taxonomy places the organism in Eukaryota, Fungi, Ascomycota, Sordariomycetes, Hypocreales, Nectriaceae. The transcript is spliced from 2 exons. The record is from RefSeq and is a predicted model, not a curated record.